Messenger RNA from Phyllopteryx taeniolatus (common seadragon), 2531 nucleotides. It is a transcript of the gene aldh1a2, whose product is annotated as aldehyde dehydrogenase 1 family, member A2. The record is from RefSeq and is a predicted model, not a curated record. NCBI's taxonomy places the organism in Eukaryota, Metazoa, Chordata, Actinopteri, Syngnathiformes, Syngnathidae. The coding region runs from base 207 to 1808 and encodes 533 amino acids. Gene Ontology annotation, molecular function: aldehyde dehydrogenase (NAD+) activity. The transcript is spliced from 13 exons.
CGUUUUUAGCCUGGAGCAGGGAUUUGAGUCUUAGAAUUUGUUUUUGGUGAUGUCCAUAAACGUUGCAUAUCAUAUACCAUGUAUGGAAUCCCGAGGCAGUUGUUUAACGCAAGGCUUGCUUUAACGCAUCCCAGAGACCAAGUACGGCGUGUGUUUUAUGAUCUUGUAAAUGAGCAGUGAUGUUGUGAAACGUGUGCUUGAGGGGGAUGGUGAACGGGGGUCUGGUGUCUGAUAGGGAUUUAUCUGUGACCCCCCCCCCUCCCUUUGUCUGGAUGGUGGAGUACUCCCAAGAGAGCCAUGGUGGACACGCAGGAAUCCUCAGGCAACAUUUCCAGAGAUUCGCCCACAUCCUUUGUGCAAGAGUCUGGAUUUUUAUCAAUAACGAGUGGCAGGACUCCGUCAGUGGGAAGGUCUUUCCAGCUUUGAACCCAGCGACUGGAGAGCAGAUAUGUGACGUCCAAGAAGCAGAUAAGGCCGAUGUUGAUAAAGCAGUGCAGGCGGCACGUCUCGCCUUUUCAUUGGGUUCUGUAUGGCGAAGGAUGGACGCAUCCGAGCGGGGACGACUGCUCUCCAAGAUGGCAGAUCUGGUGGAGAGAGACAGCAUCUAUCUGGCUACUAUUGAGUCACUGAACAGUGGGAAGCCUUUUCUGACCACUCUGUUUGUGGACCUUCAAGGGACCAUAAAGACAUUGAGAUACUUUGCUGGAUACGCAGACAAGAUCCAUGGCACUUCGAUUCCGAUGGAUGGAGAGUAUCUGACAUUUACCAGAUAUGAGCCCAUUGGAGUUUGCGGACAAAUUAUUCCUUGGAACUUCCCGCUGAUGAUGACGGCGUGGAAGCUGGGGCCGGCGCUGGCAUGUGGAAAUACUGUUGUCCUCAAACCUGCUGAGCAGACGCCGCUCACCUGCCUCUACAUGGCGGCACUUGUCAAGGAGGCCGGCUUUCCACCGGGAGUCGUCAAUAUUUUGCCGGGAUUCGGGCCAACGGCGGGAGCAGCGAUCGCUUCGCACAUGGGCAUCGACAAAGUGGCGUUCACAGGCUCGACAGAGGUUGGCAAACUGAUUCAAGAAGCAGCCGGGAAGACUAACCUGAAGAGAGUGACGCUGGAGCUGGGAGGCAAGAAUCCAAACAUCAUAUUUGCAGAUGCAGACUUGGAUCUGGCUGUUGAACAGGCCCACCAGGGCGUGUUCUUCAACGCUGGCCAGUGUUGCACCGCAGGCUCGCGCGUUUUUGUGGAGGAGCCCAUAUAUGAAGAGUUUGUCCGCAGGAGUGUGGAAAGAGCCCAGAGGAGGACGGUGGGCAGCCCCUUUGAUCCCACCGCAGAGCAGGGGCCACAGAUCAGUCGGGAGCAUCAGAAUCGCGUAUUGGAGUUCAUCCAGAGUGGCAUCAGUGAAGGUGCCAAGCUGGAGUGUGGAGGCAAAGCUCUGGGCGUGAAGGGCUUCUUCAUUGAGCCCACCGUGUUCUCCAGCGUGAGGGAUGACAUGCGAAUUGCCAGAGAAGAGAUUUUUGGACCAGUACAGCAGAUUAUGAAGUUCAAAACGGUGGAGGAAGUGAUCGAGCGGGCCAACAACACACACUACGGGUUGGCUGCUGCGGUGUUCACAAGUGACAUCAACAAAGCCAUGACCAUAUCUACAGCCAUGCAGGCUGGCACUGUCUGGAUAAACUGCUUCAACGCUCUCAGCACACAGUGUCCAUUUGGAGGAUAUAAAAUGUCUGGCAAUGGACGUGAAUUGGGUGAGAGUGGCCUGAGGGAGUAUACAGAGGUGAAGACCAUCACCAUGAAGAUGGUUGCCAAGAACUCUUAAGGCAUCCUCUCGUUCUCGGAGGAGGAGGUAGCAUCUUCGUCAGUACUGAUAGGUGACAAAUGAUCAAACUCUCCACGGUGACUACAGGCUGUAACUGCUCUCCGCCCCUCGACCGCCCUCCCCCCUGGCACCCUUCGGACUGUCGCCCGGUCCCAACGUCGUGACUUCUAGCUGACCUGAGUGUGCGCACCGGACAACCACUGAAGCACCCUGUUUACCUCCUCCACUAACUCCACUAAAGCACUCACAAAGACAAUGGGGCAAACCCCAAUAACCUCCAACCGCUAUACCAUUAUCCCCACCUACACCUCCCUCUUCAGAGUGUGUAGAUGCUGCUGCCAGACGCCGUCGCUGCAAUUGCAAUCCAACAUUUCCUUACCGCCUGUGUUGGAGGCAGUGCCAUCAAACCUCAAGCGUUGUUGCUUAUCGCUAGAAUUUAUGCAAGCAUGUGCCCCCUGAGUUCAAGACCUCUGAUGACGUCAUCAGCCUCAGUUAUGAAUGGAUAAAAUGUUAAUUCCGAAUUGAUUUCUAAUUGUCUUUGUUUUAACUUGACUUAACACUGUAUGUCGACCUUUGACUUUGAUUUGAACCUCUUUAAAAAAAACUUUUACUCUCACCUGCUAAAAGGGGGCUAGAUGUGUUUGAAAUGUGAUGUAACUGAUUGUCAUUGAUGUCCAUCUAUCUUAUGUUUAUACAACCAUAUGAUAUAAAAUUAUAAAAUUA